Molecule: messenger RNA, 309 nt
Organism: Dovyalis caffra
Lineage: Eukaryota; Viridiplantae; Streptophyta; Magnoliopsida; Malpighiales; Salicaceae
Source: the annotation of a GenBank genome assembly
AUGGGUUGGAACAGGUUCCCAUCAUGUCUGAGCUCAUCAGAAGCAAUCCACAGUGCAAUUCAGUUCAACCAACGUACUGACCAGCCUUGCCGUCGCAUGUUGCUGGAAAUGGCAUCAAUAGAUUUAGAAGCGAUCAGUAAGAAAUUGGCAGCCCAGCUGCAUUUACGUAAAGCAGCAAUUAUCAAAAAGUCAAAAGUGAAUCCAUCAAAAAUCGACUUGCAGCAUCAAACAGUCCACAGAUUUACACAAGUUAAAUUUAGGCUAUGGGAGACAAUUCGCCUCAUUCUCAAACGACCAGGACAUCGGUAA